Molecule: messenger RNA, 552 nt
Organism: Melampsora larici-populina 98AG31
Lineage: Eukaryota; Fungi; Basidiomycota; Pucciniomycetes; Pucciniales; Melampsoraceae
Exons: 5
Coding region: 1-552 (183 amino acids)
Source: RefSeq, a predicted model, not a curated record
AUGUUCUCCUUACACGCAACUCUCGUUCUGGGUCUCUGUAUCUUUUUACCAAGCUUAACCUUCGCAGAGGAACAUCCACCUCAGAGUGCACAUGUGUAUUGGCGUUGGAAAGAUGAAGGGAAUUCUGACGCCAAAGACAGCAGUCUCUUCACCGGUCACGCUAAUAUCACAUGGACUAGAAAAGCAGGAUGUGAGAUGUCAGGGCCUGCGAGUAAUUUCCGAUUCUUUGUCUCUCCUACCGCUCGUGUGCAUGUCGAAGCAGAGACCAAGAACAAAAGUAAAGAUUUUAUGGAUCCCAAGAGUGUUUAUCAUUGGCCUCAUGCUAGAGAUACCUCUGGUAGUACAAAGUGUAAUGCGUAUUCGAGGACUGAUUUUUGGAUUCACAAUGGAAAUCGAACACAGAAGAUGAGGAUCCGAUUGCCCGAUAUCUGUAAUGAUCAUGAUUGCAAAGGUCCAGAUCAAGAGAUACCAAAUGUUCAAUGUUUGAAUGGUCCAAAAGGAAGGGUUGUCAUGUACCUUGACAAAUGGAUCGAUGAAUGCUUCGAACGUUGA